AACUAGGAAAACAGUGAGAACGGGAGGUUGAGAUUUUUUCUCCUGUUGCAGAAGGAGAAGAUCAAAUGUGUUGUUGCGCGUAGGUUGCAGGAUGAGUGAUUGGAAUCGCAGCACCGCCGAAGCAGCAGUAGCAGUAGCAGUAGCAGUAUCAGCACCAGCACCAGCACCAGUACCAGCACCAGCUGCUGCAGCAGUAGUAGAAUGGAAGCGAGAAUAAUGAGACAGUCAUUGUAGCCAUUUCAGCCCCAACAACGUAACAAAUUCCCAACAAGAAACAAAACACAGCGAUGAGAGCUCUGCGCUGAACAACAGCGACGGAGGGUAAAGCGAAAGGGUGAAAGAUGGGCGCCGUUCUACGGAGCCUGGUGUUGUGUAGUUUUUGUUCUUUAAUAAGAGGGACGCCAUUGCUACUUUAUGCAAAUCGCAGAGACCUGCGAUUGGUAGAUGCUGCCAGCGGGAAGGGAAACGCCACUGUGGUGGUUGGUGGCUUAGAGGAUGCAGCAGCGGUGGACUUCAUCUAUUCUAUGGGUUUAAUAUACUGGAGUGAUGUGAGCGAAGAAUCCAUUAAAAGAAUAGUGUUUAAUCAGACUGCAAGUUUACAGAAUGUUGUGAUAUCGGGGCUGGUAUCUCCUGAUGGGCUCGCUUGUGACUGGUUGGGAAAGAAGUUAUACUGGACCGACUCGGAAACCAAUCGGAUUGAGGUUUCGAAUCUGGAUGGGUCUUUGCGGAAAGUUUUAUUUUGGCAAGAUAUGGAUCAGCCACGAGCAAUUACUUUGGAUCCAGCGCGAGGGUACAUGUAUUGGACAGAUUGGGGAGAAGUACCAAAAAUCGAAAGAGCUGGCAUGGAUGGUACGAGCCGAUCAAUAGUAAUUGACAGCAAUAUUUACUGGCCAAAUGGGCUGACAUUGGACUACGCUGAACAGAAACUGUACUGGGCCGAUGCCAAGUUUAAUUUCAUUCACAGGUCGAGCCUUGAUGGCAAAUCCAGGGAACCGGUGGUAGAAGGCUCUCUCCCGCAUCCCUUUGCAUUGACUUUGUAUGAUGAAACGUUGUACUGGACAGACUGGAACACGCACUCGAUCCACUCCUGCAACAAGAUCACAGGAGACAAGCGACAAGAAGUUCACACCAAUAUCUUUUCCCCUAUGGAUAUUCAUGUCUUCAGCCAGAAAAGACAGCCCGACUCAGCUCUGAGUCCCUGUGGAAGUAAUAAUGGUGGUUGCUCCCACUUGUGUCUGAUGUCGCCCACGAAGCCUUUUUAUCAGUGUGCCUGUCCAACCGGGGUCCGGCUGCUGGAGGACGGAAAGACUUGCAAAGACGGAGCCACAGAGUUGUUGCUUCUUGCUCGCCGCACAGACUUGAGACGGAUAUCCCUCGACACCCCAGAUUUUACUGACAUUGUUCUAAAACUGGACGACAUUCGCCAUGCCAUAGCCAUUGACUACGACCCUGUGGAUGGGCACAUAUACUGGACUGAUGACGAGGUGCGAGCCAUUCGCAGGUCCUAUCUGGAUGGUUCUGAGAGUCAGUUUGUGGUCACGUCCCAAGUGAACCAUCCAGAUGGCAUCGCUGUAGAUUGGAUUGCCAGGAACCUUUAUUGGACCGAUACCGGAACAGACCGCAUCGAAGUGACGAGACUUAACGGGACCAUGCGCAAGAUCCUCAUUUCAGAGGACCUUGACGAGCCAAGAGCAAUAGUACUGGAUCCUAUGUCUGGGUAUAUGUAUUGGACAGACUGGGGAGAGAUUCCUAAGAUCGAGCGUGCUGCAUUAGAUGGUACCGACAGGCUAAUUCUGGUUAACACUUCACUAGGCUGGCCGAAUGGACUGGCGCUGGACUACGCUGAGAAUAAGAUCUAUUGGGGAGAUGCCAAGACUGACAAAAUCGAGGUUAUGAACACAGAUGGGUCUGGUCGGAAAGUUCUGGUGGACGAUAAACUGCCGCACAUUUUUGGGUUCACAUUACUGGGGGACUAUAUCUACUGGACAGACUGGCAGCGGCGUAGCAUUGAGCGAGUGCACAAGCGCUCUGCUGAGCGUGAGAUCAUCAUUGACCAGCUGCCUGACCUCAUGGGUCUGAAGGCCACUAAUGUCCAUCAGAUUAUAGGUACAAACCCCUGCGCGGACAACAAUGGGGGCUGCAGUCACCUCUGCCUGUACAAGCCCCAGGGUGUGCAGUGCGCCUGCCCCAUUGGCCUGGAGCUAAUCAGUGACAUGACCACUUGCAUUGUCCCUGAAGCCUUCCUCCUCUUCUCCCGCCGGGCCGACAUCAGGCGCAUUUCCCUGGAAACCAACAACAACAACGUGGCUAUUCCCCUGACUGGCGUGAAGGAGGCUUCUGCCCUGGACUUUGAUGUGACUGACAACCGCAUCUACUGGACAGACAUUACCCUGAAGACCAUAAGCCGGGCGUUCAUGAAUGGCAGUGCCCUUGAACAUGUUGUUGAGUUUGGGCUGGAUUACCCAGAAGGCAUGGCGGUGGACUGGUUGGGCAAGAACCUGUACUGGGCUGACACAGGCACCAACCGGAUAGAGGUAGCCAAGUUGGAUGGGCAGCACCGGCAAGUUCUGGUAUGGAAAGAUCUGGACAGUCCAAGAGCGCUGGCCUUGGACCCUGCUGAAGGGUUUAUGUACUGGACAGAGUGGGGUGGAAAGCCAAAAAUUGACCGCGCUGCCAUGGACGGGACCGGGCGGAUCACUAUUGUGCCCAACGUGGGCCGAGCAAACGGCCUCACCAUUGAUUAUGCUGAACGAAGACUUUACUGGACAGACCUUGAUACCACGUUGAUCGAAUCCUCCAAUAUGCUUGGUCUGGAGCGUGAAGUCAUUGCAGAUGACUUGCCCCACCCAUUUGGCCUGACUCAGUACCAGGAUUACAUCUACUGGACAGACUGGAGCCGGCGCAGCAUUGAGAGAGCCAACAAGACCAGCGGCCAAAACCGCACCAUCAUUCAGGGCCAUUUGGAUUAUGUUAUGGAUAUCCUGGUAUUUCACUCCUCAAGACAAGGGGGCUGGAAUGCAUGUGCGUCCACGAACGGGCACUGUUCCCAUCUCUGUCUGGCAGUGCCCAUCAGUGGUUAUAUCUGCGGGUGUCCUGCUCACUACUCCCUCAACUCUGACAACAAGACCUGCAGUGCUCCCACCUCCUUCCUGCUGUUCAGUCAGAAGACAGCAAUCAACCGUAUGGUGAUCGAUGAGCAGCAGAGUCCUGACAUCAUCCUGCCCAUCCACAACCUGCGCAACGUCCGAGCCAUUGACUACGACCCCCUGGACAAGCAGCUCUACUGGAUUGACUCUCGGCAGAACGUCAUCAGAAGAGCGCAAGAAGACGGCAACCAGAGUUUUACUGUGGUGGCCAGCCCAGUGCCCAAUCAGAACCUAGAUAUGCAGCCAUACGACCUGAGCAUCGACAUCUACAGCCGCUUCAUCUACUGGACCUGCGAGGCCACCAACGUCAUCAACGUCACCCGCAUAGACGGCAGACCGGUGGGCAUUGUUAUCCGAGGAGAGCAGGACAAGCCCAGAGCAAUUGUGGUCCACCCAGAGAAAGGGUACAUGUACUUUACUAACCUGCAAGAGAGGUCUCCCAAGAUUGAGAGAGCAGCACUGGAUGGGACAGAGAGGGAACUGCUUUUCUUCAGAGGCCUCGGGAAACCCAUUGCCCUCGCUAUCGACAACGAAAUGGGCAAACUGUUCUGGGUGGACUCUGACCUCCGUCGCAUUGAAAGCAGUGACCUGGCGGGUGCCAACCGGAUUGUAAUUGAAGACUCAAACAUCUUGCAGCCGGUCGGACUAACUGUGUUUGGAAACUACCUGUAUUGGAUCGACAAGCAGCAGCAGAUGAUUGAGAGAAUUGAUAAAACCACACGGGAGGGGCGCACCAAGAUUCAAGCUCGCAUCGCCUCGCUAAGCGACAUCCAUGCAGUGAGCGAACUCAACAUGAAGGAAUACAGAAAGCAUCCUUGCACCCAAGACAAUGGUGGCUGCUCACAUAUUUGCAUUGUUAAAGGGGAUGGUACCACCCGCUGCUCCUGCCCUGUCCACCUUGUACUGCUGCAGGAUGAGCUCUCCUGUGGAGAACCUCCGACCUGUUCCCCGGACCAGUUCUCCUGCUUGAGUGGUGAGGUGGACUGCAUCCCACGAGCAUGGCGCUGUGAUGGGUACCCGGAGUGUGGAGAUAAAAGUGACGAGGAGAGCUGUCCAGUCUGCUCAGACAGCCAGUUCCAGUGCGACAGCCGGCAGUGCAUUGACAUAACCCUGCGCUGCAAUGGGGAGGCGAAUUGCCAGGACAAGUCAGACGAGAAGAAGUGCGAAGUUAAUUGUCCAGUUGACCAGUUCAGCUGUGCAAACGGGCAGUGUAUAGGCAAGCACAAGAAAUGUGACCAUAACACUGACUGCAACGAUAACUCCGAUGAACUGGGCUGCUACCCCACAGAAGAGCCUUCUCCUCAGCCAACAAACACCAUUGGGUCCAUCAUUGGAGUGAUCCUGGCCCUGUUCGUCGUCGGUGCCGUGUACUUUGUGUGUCAGCGUGUGCUGUGUCCGCGCAUGAAGGGUGAUGGAGAAACAAUGACCAACGAUUUUGUGGUCCACGGCCCCUCUUCUGUUCCACUGGGAUACGUUCCACACCCAAACUCCCUCUCCGGGUCUCUACCAGGAAUGUCUCGAGGGAAAUCUGUUAUUAGCUCAUUAAGCAUCAUGGGUGGGAGCAGUGGACCACCCUACGACAGAGCCCACGUUACAGGGGCCUCCUCCAGCAGCUCUUCAAGCACCAAAGGCACUUACUUCCCUCCGAUUUUAAACCCCCCUCCUUCCCCAGCAACUGAGCGUUCCCAUUACACCAUGGAGUUUGAUUACUCAUCAAACAGCCCAUCCACCCACAGGUCAUACAGCUUCCGACCUUACAAUUACCGCCACUUUGCUCCCCCCACCACCCCAUGCAGCACGGAUGUUUGCGACAGCGACUACACCCCCAGCAGAAGGAUCACGACAGCUGUGAUAAAGGGCUACACCAGCGACCUGAACUAUGACUCUGAGCCCUUCCCACCCCCACCCACACCACGCAGCCAGUACCUGUCUGCGGAGGAGAACUACGAGAGCUGCCCUCCAUCCCCCUUCACGGAGCGCAGCUACUCCCACCACCUCUACCCUCCGCCUCCCUCCCCCUGCACAGACUCUUCAUGAGCCGAGCCAUGAGCCCUCCCUCCUCCCCUCUCUUUCCGAGCCACACUGUAAAUACAAAUUGUGCAUAUUAAGAGAAAAGAAAGAUUUACGGGUGAGGGAGAGCGGGGGCAGGGAUUGUACAGUAUAAACAAAUAUAUAUUGAAGGGGAAGGGGGAAAGCUAGAGAUAUGUACAGAAGAGAAAUAAUAUUUAUAUAUUUUCUAAUACAGCACCUGAUGGUUGUGCCAUAGAAGUUUGUAUAAAGAGAGAUUUUUUACAAAACUU
This is a messenger RNA of Polyodon spathula (Mississippi paddlefish), 5446 nucleotides long. RefSeq names its product low density lipoprotein receptor-related protein 6 (gene lrp6). Gene Ontology annotation, biological process: receptor-mediated endocytosis involved in cholesterol transport; Wnt signaling pathway involved in somitogenesis; canonical Wnt signaling pathway. Gene Ontology annotation, molecular function: Wnt receptor activity; Wnt-protein binding. The transcript has 23 exons. Lineage: Eukaryota; Metazoa; Chordata; Actinopteri; Acipenseriformes; Polyodontidae. The coding region runs from base 342 to 5183 and encodes 1613 amino acids. The record is from RefSeq and is a predicted model, not a curated record.